UUUGCGAUGAAUGAGCUGGGCUGAGACCUGACUGACUGACUGACUGACUGCAGAGCGGGUUGCUGUUCGAUUCUGUCGAAUUAGUACCGACCGAGCGGUGGAGAAGCAAGAACGUUGAACGGGCGCGAAAACCGGAUUCGGAAAGUGCAGUAUCGAAAAAGCGCGUCCCGACGAUUAACGAUUCUAAACAACGCGCAAUCUGAUCAAGGAUAACUCUAUAGUUGAAGCACAACAACCUUCCGAGGUGGAAGACCUGCACCGUCCAGCUUGUCGGGAACUGUACAUUGCGUAAAACCGGCAACAAACGACACAAUACACUGACAAGUUUGAUGGCUUUUGUGGAAGAAGGAGAACAUAGUCAAUCCUAGCUCGCAACAUUCUAGCUUAAGACGUUGAUCGAAGCGGAUUUCAUUUGAUACAGUCAAUAUGACUGCGGAAAUCAUGCACGGAGUGAAGAAGGAUGACGACAUAAAACCGGAAGAUGACUCCCAUAUGCAAUGCGGUUCCCGAAUGUCGCGGUUUGUCCAAGUGUACUGGAAAACAUUGUUUGUACUGUUUGUUCCAACGAUAGCUGCUUUGUUGUUUCUUGUUGAGAACACACCAGCCUACCGAUGUCUCUACGUGGUGAUAGUGAUGGCCUUGCUUUGGGUAACGGAAGCUCUCCCUCUGCCCAUCACUUCCAUGAUUCCUAUUGUAGUGUUUCCUUUGAUGGGAAUUCUCAGCACCUCCGAGACCUGUAUGGUUUAUAUGAUGGAACCUGUUAUAAUGUUCAUUGGUGGAAUUUCUCUCGCUCUGGCAAUUGAGUACUGCAAUCUACAUAAAAGAUUAGCGCUUACAGUGAUUGCCGUGAUUGGAUGCAGCCAGCGGAGGUUACAUUUAGGAUUGACUAUUGUUACCAUGUUCCUGUCGAUGUGGAUUUCCAACACGGCUGCCGUGGCCAUGAUGUGUCCGAUCGUACUGGCCGUACUGCAAGAGCUAGAAUCUCAAGGACUCUGUAAAAUGUAUGAAGCUUCUGAUAGUAUCGAAGAUGCUGAUGGUGCUGCACUGAAUGACACAUCCAAAGAAGAACGGAAAAAGCCAUCAAACAUUACAUUGUGCUAUUUCUUAGGGACGGCCUACGCUUCCAACAUUGGAGGAUGUGGCACCAUCGUUGGAUCCGGAACGAAUCUAACCUUCAAGGGUCUGUAUGAAGGUCGGUUUCCCAAUGCACCGGGAAUCGAUUUUCCCACCUUCAUGUUCUUCAACGUGCCGCUUAUGUUGAUAAAUGUGGCCCUCGUGUGGAUCUAUCAGCAGUGGUACUUUAUGGGAAUGUUCAGACCGAACAGCCAACAAGCGAAGCAGUCCGAAAUUGGCAAUGAAGGAGCAGUCGUGGCCAAGCGAGUGAUAGAAAGUCGCCUCAAGGAGAUGGGACCAAUGACGUCGCAUGAGAAAAGUGUCGCUGCCUUGUUUGUACUGUCGAUCGUGCUAUUCUUCACCCGCAAACCAGGAUUCGUAAGCGGAUGGUCAGAUCUCUUCCCGGGAGUGGCAAUUAAGGAUGGAACGCCGGCAAUACUGAUUGUCAUAUUGCUAUUUAUAGUGCCGGCUGAUUGGCGGUGGUUGAAUUUCUUCAAGAAGAACCCAGGUGCCCUCCCUAAAGAACCAACCUCGGCGCUCAUCACGUGGAAGUACCUGAACCAGAAGGUACACUGGAGCCUCAUAUUCCUUCUCGGGGGUGGAUUCGCCCUAGCCGAAGGUGGAAAGGUUUCCGGUAUGUCAGCUCUCUUAGGAAAGUCGCUGUCCGGUCUGCAGAGUCUUCCACCCUUGGCAUUGCUGCUCGUUGUUUGUCUGGCAGCCCAAGCAUUCACCGAAUUCACAUCAAAUGUUGCUAUUUGCAAUAUUUUAAUUCCGGUCUUAGCCGAAAUGGCAAUCGUAAUCAAAACUCAUCCACUGUACCUGAUGCUUCCGGCGGCGAUGUCUUGCAGUUUUGCUUUCCAUAUGCCAGUAGGAACUCCCCCGAAUGCCAUCGUAGCCGGAGUUGGACGCAUUGCCACCAAAGAUAUGGCAUUGGCCGGGAUCGGGCCAACACUUAUCACCUUGGUAGUAAUGUGGCUUGGGUUCCCUACGUGGGGAUCUGUCGUGUACCCGGAGAUCAAUACCUUCCCGAGCUGGGCUGUGCAGGAUGCAGUCAACGCUUCCGUUCAUUGAUGUGGAUACAAGUGCAACUAUGUUUAAGUUGUUAUCAAGAAGAUUAUUUUG
This is a messenger RNA of Ochlerotatus camptorhynchus, 2235 nucleotides long. Its product is annotated as protein I'm not dead yet-like. Lineage: Eukaryota; Metazoa; Arthropoda; Insecta; Diptera; Culicidae. Gene Ontology annotation, cellular component: membrane. The transcript is spliced from 9 exons. Gene Ontology annotation, biological process: citrate transport; transmembrane transport. Bases 427 to 2184 code for a protein of 585 amino acids. Gene Ontology annotation, molecular function: citrate transmembrane transporter activity; succinate transmembrane transporter activity. The record is from RefSeq and is a predicted model, not a curated record.